Messenger RNA from Penicillium cinerascens, 909 nucleotides. Its product is annotated as ribosylnicotinamide kinase. The record is from RefSeq and is a predicted model, not a curated record. Bases 1 to 909 code for a protein of 302 amino acids. Gene Ontology annotation, cellular component: cytoplasm. The transcript has 2 exons. Lineage: Eukaryota; Fungi; Ascomycota; Eurotiomycetes; Eurotiales; Aspergillaceae.
AUGGCAGAUUCAACAACCAGCCCACCAAAAGCCCUAAUAGUCGGCAUCUCGGGCCCUUCAUCCAGCGGAAAAACCACCCUCGCCCGCCUCCUCCAGCGCGUCUUCUGCGGGGUACCCCUCAAGAACCAACGCCUGAACACCUUCAUAAUCCACGAAGAUGACUUCUACUACCCCGACGACCAAAUCCCAUACACGACAACCCCCUCCGGCUCCCGCAUCCAAGACUGGGACACCAUCUCCGCAAUAGACACGACCUUCCUCUCCCAAUCCCUAUCCUACGUCCGCACGCACGGCCGCCUCCCACCCCGCCUCCAAAGCAAAGAAGACCAGAACGAGAAAGGCGAGUCCGGCGUUCCCGACUCGGUGGUUUCUGAACUGCGCGACAUCGUCGCGAAGAGACUUGCUUCGUCCGCUGGGACGACGAUUGCGUUUAUGGAGGGGUUCUUGCUAUACGCUCCGCCUGGAUCGGAUCAUGUUUUGAGGAGGGUUCAUGACCAGAUUGCGCUUCCGCUUUUCUUGCCUGCUUCGUAUGAGAAUGUUAAGGCCAGGCGAGAGGGGCGGAGUGGGUAUGUUACUAUCGGGCCGGCGCCGGAGGAGUCCGAGACUGCGGAGGUGGGGGAGAAGGGUGGGGAGGUUGAUCUUGAGGGCGAAGAUGAUCGGCCACCGCAGAAUUUCUGGGUUGAUCCGCCGGGGUAUGUGGAUGAUGUUGUGUGGCCGAGAUAUGUGGAGGAUCAUGCUUGGUUGCUUGUUCCCGAGGGGGACGAGGGAGAUUUGGUGAGGAGGAUUGGGAGUGGGUUGAAUGUUAGACGGGAUGUCGGGGUUAAAGUUGGCCCUGAGGGCGAGGUGGAUUUGGAGACGAUGUUGAGGUGGGCGGUUGAGGAGGUUUUAGGGGCUUAUACUUCGGGAUAG